This is a messenger RNA of Mangifera indica (mango), 707 nucleotides long. RefSeq lists its product as uncharacterized. NCBI's taxonomy places the organism in Eukaryota, Viridiplantae, Streptophyta, Magnoliopsida, Sapindales, Anacardiaceae. Gene Ontology annotation, biological process: systemic acquired resistance. Gene Ontology annotation, molecular function: fatty acid binding. The coding region runs from base 202 to 552 and encodes 116 amino acids. The record is from RefSeq and is a predicted model, not a curated record. The transcript has 2 exons.
GUAAGCAUAUUGCCCUUUACUAACUUUAUUUUGCAAAGUGCUGCAACUAUAAUAUUCUAGUGCAAGCUCCAUCAUCAUAAGUAGGCAAUAAUUGCAGGCACUCUUGGAGCUCUUGUACUGGUAUAAAAACUUUCUUUUAGGCAAGGCCGUUUGCAUUUUAAGAUUGUAUUUUGUAGAGGAUUUGUGCUUUCGUGAAUUACAAUGGCGGUUUUAGUGAAAUUCAUCUGCCUUCUAGGACUGCUUGUAGGUGUGCUCAACAUUGCUGGGCUUGAAGCGGCUGGAGAAUGCGGUAAGUCAUCUCCAGAUAAUGAGGCAAUGAAGCUAGCUCCUUGUGCAGCAGCAGCUCAGGAUGAGAAAGCUCCAGUUUCGGACAGUUGCUGCGCCGAGGUGAAGAAAAUGGGCGGGGAACCGAGCUGUCUCUGUGCUGUUAUGCUUUCUAACACUGCGAAGGCUUCAGGAAUUAAGCCACAAAUUGCUAUGACCAUCCCCAAGCGCUGCAACCUGGAAAAUCGUCCUGUGGGCUACAAAUGUGGACCCUACACACUUCCUUGAUGAGAUAUCGAGUAGAACUGAAGGCCAUCGGGAGUAAAGAGUACUCAAAUGCUUGAAGCAACUCUGUUGCUUUAACUUGUCUUUGUUGUAAUAAAUGCUUAGAGUUUUUUAUCACCAUCAUAUGGAUAAUAAAAUGUACUUAGUUUGAGUACCCA